CUCCCCGACCGAUUUCACAAUGCUUAGGCUAGUAGCCUGACACACUUUUCCUCGAAUCUGGUGUCGCGGCGCGCCGCUGGUCGCUUCUUUUCCGUCCAGCGGCAUGAUAACCGCCGUUCGCCGCCGCGAGAGAGAGAGAGAGAGAGAGAAUGAGCGCGCGCUGGGAGGAACAGAGGGCACGAGACGGGUCCGACAUCGACAUGAUGAUGAUGGGGCUCGAACAGCAGCGCUGAGAACCUCUCUCUUUUUGUGUGUGUGUGUGUGAGAGAGAGAGAGAGUGUGUCGUACACAUCACAUACACGCGAAGAAGGGUAGUAUUUGGACGCUGUUUUAAGAUAAUUGCAUGUAAACAGUGGCACGAGAUCCCUUGUUGUUGUCUCAGCCAGAAUGGACACCACUGGCCUUUCUUUCCCCUUCCCACCUACAUUUAUUCUUGCGGCUCUUGCUGACCUCUCUUCAGCCGACACGUGUAUCGUAUUCGUCCUGGUGUUCAGUGGCACACGGUCCAGCUGUGGAGCAGGGACGGUACUGCUGCGCUGCGCACCCACGCCACGAGGGGCCUUUUUGGGGCACAGAGCUCAGGGGCAGCCAUGAGCAUCAUUGGAGCAGAAGAUGAGGACUUUGAGAAUGACCUGGAACCUACUGUGGAUGACCAGUGCAGCCACUUUAACAGUAUUGAGCUGGUGAAGACACGACCCACCCACCUGCUGGUCUUCCUUCAACAUGUCAUGCUGCAGUUUGAUUGUGCACCCUUGCUAUGCUACCUCCAUGCAGACCUCUUCAAAAACUACAGUGCCAAAGAGACCAAAAAGCAGUUUUUGGAUUUCUACAACACCUUCCUGGACAAGGGGGCAAUUCUUAGAGUACCAGUCCCCUCACAUGUUUCCUACGAGUUGGACCGCACUCGUCCUGACCUGAUCAGUGAAGAAGUACAGAAACGUUAUGUUCAGGAUAUUCAGGUCAUGGUAAUACCCGAGGUCAUAAUGCAGCUGGAAGACUUCAGAACAAAGAGGAUGAUGGGAAUGACCCGUCAUGAGAGCGAACUGUUGGAGGUGGAGUCCCACCAUGCCACCGAGAGGAUCCCCACUGAGAUGAAGGAGAAGGCUGUGGCGGAGACCCUGCUGGACAGGAUGGCUGACAGCCAAGCCAGCGUCAGCACAGAUGAGGAGAAGUUCUCUGCCAUCUUUGGUGCAGUGGCUUCAUACAUGAAGCAUCUGGGGGUGAAGACCAAGACCACUGACAACAAGAAAUCUAAGGGCUUCUUUAGGAAGAUUCCUGGGAUGAGAAAAAACCAGAUGUUCACUGAAGACUCUACCAGGUCCAAGCAGAGAUUUCCCAGCAUCCUUGAUCCAGUACGCAGGAUAGGUGGCGGCAAUGAAAAAACGCCUAAAUUGGACACUGAAGGUGAAAAGGAGAAAGUACACCCUGAACGAAAGCUCUCUACUCCUUCUCGCUCUAUGGGGUCAGACCCUGCCCCCAGCACCUUCCCAAUCAAGAAACCAGUAUCUAGUGGAGCUGUAGGAGCCUUCCAGGUGACAGAUGGGAAUGAUGUGUCAGGGGUUAGCAUCAGUGUAACCUCCAGUCCAGAUUCUUCUCAGAGUGAGACAGGCCUUACCAGUCGUUCAGACCCCCCUUCAGCAUCAGAAGGUGGGGAAGUAUCACCAGCUGAGAAUGCCAUGAGCUCCAUCAGUUUGGAACUCACUGCUUCAACGGACAUCCCACCUGAAGAAAGCCAGGACAAAGACAGACGCAAGACAAGGAUGUCAGGGCGUCUGGCUCGCAGCGAGAGUCUGUGUGUGGAGAGGAGACGCUCACAGCGAGGUGGCUCUGGAAGGGCCAAGCAGUCCCGCUCCCGCAGCGACGUGGAUCUGCAGGCGGCCUCCACUGCUGCGCAACCCCCCUCGCCCUCCCAGCCACACACCCCUCUCAGUGAUGGCGGUGCAUCUGCCUCCAACAGCUCCCUUACUGGCUCAGUGGUAGGCCCUCCCCCCCCACAAGAGGAGGUGGACCCUCGUCUUCUGGAGCUGGAGCAAGAUCCCCCCAACUGGAGAGAGCAGGUCCCCAGUGCUGAUUUCCAAAGCCUGAGCAAGAAGGAGAUCAAGAGGCAGGAGGUUAUCAACGAGCUGUUUAUCACAGAGCAUGCCCACGUCCGCAUGCUGAGCGUACUGCAGAUGGUGUUCUUCCGCCCAAUGGAGCACACAGAGAUCGCGAGCCAGCCAGAGCUGGCUACCAUCUUCCUCAGCCUGGACGACAUCUUCGAAAUGCACUAUGCCUUCUAUGAGAACUUGAAGAAGCUGCGACAAGAUGACUACAUAGUGAAAACAAUAGGAAAAACGCUUCUCAACAGGUUCAGCGGAUCAGAGGGUGAUUGGUUCCAGAAGCUCACUGCCCGGUUUUGCAGUCAUCAGUCCUAUGUUCUGGAUGAAAUUAAAACCAGACAAAAGAGGGAUCCUCGCUUUGGUGCUUUCAUACAGGAAGCCGAGGGCAAACCUCAGUGCAGGAGGUUGCAAUUGAAGGACAUCAUUCCUACUGAGAUGCAGAGGCUGACAAAGUAUCCACUGCUACUGGAGAACAUCGCCAAGAGCACAGAGGACCCAGAAGAGCGGGAAAUGGUUCAACAAGCCGCAGAUAGCUGCCGUAAGAUCCUCAACCAUGUCAAUGAAGAGGUGAAAGAGAAGGAGAACCUUCGGAUGCUAAAGGAUUACCAGCGCAGACUGGAUACAUCUGGACUGAAGCCCAGCAAUGAGCUACAUCAGGAGUACAAGAAUAUCGACUUGACUCUGAGGAAGAUGAUUUUUGAGGGACCUGUCACCUGGAAAGUCACUAAAGAGAAGUCUAUAGAGGUGCAGUGUCUCCUGCUGUCUGACUUGCUGGUCUUGCUGCAGCGCCAGGAUGACAAGAUGUUGCUCAAAUGCCAGAGCAAGAACCACUCUGGGGUACCAGAAGGCAAGCAGAUGCUAAGUCCCAUCAUCAAGCUGAGCUCGGCCUUCCUCAGAGAGGUGGCUACAGACCCAAAGGCCUUCUAUGUCAUCUUUACCUGGGACAGUGGAGCACAAAUCUAUGAACUGGUGGCCAACUCAGCAGCAGAUAGGAAGAAUUGGACGGAGCUCAUCAAAUCCGCAGUGGAAGAACUUAAACUGAAUGGGGGUACCAGCCUGGAGAGGAGGAAGACUGCUGUUUCAGUAUCAGGCAUUGGAGGGGUACCUUUCAGUCCAACCACUUUGCAGCCUCCACUGAGCCUUGCAGAGAAUGGAAGCGGGGCUCGGAAUGCAAACACUGAUAAUGAUAAGUUUGAAGCAAAAGUUGAAGAGCCUCGUCAUACAUUGAUUGAUUACUUGUCAGCCAAUGGCUUUCAACUGCUGUGUCAUGGCAACGCACCACAGGAGAAGGUGGCCAGUGGGGCAGUGGAAGAAGUUGCUGCCCUGAAGAGGCUAUUUGUGGGAAGCAGUAGGCAAUCCGAGGUUCUGCAGGAUGCAGAGAACCAUGGAGAUGUGUCCAAAAAGAAGGACCCUGAUAUCGAUACUCAGUCACUGGCAGAGGGUGAUAGUGUUGAUGAAAAGACUGAAGCAGAAAGUAGAGAGGAAGAAGAUGGAGAGCAAAAGGGCAAAGAGGACAGUAGCACGGGCACCCCCAUGGUGCUGUCAAAAGACACGAUGGCAGAGGUGCUGAGCAGGCUCCAGAGCCUGGAGCAACAGAUAAAACAGUUACAGAGCGUGGAAGAAGAGCACCACAGGUUACAAGAUGUUCUUUGCAAGUUUUCCAUUUCAGGAGAUAACUUCCAGUAAAGGUCCUUUGGUGGAUGCCAGCCACACCCCGAUCCUUUCUGAUCCCUCUUCCCUUUCAGAUCACUGUACGUGUUUUGCUGGAGUUGGAGGGCGGAGCAGUUCUUUCAGUUUUUCCUCUGUGUUUGAGUGCUGAUCCGAUGCUCCGCUGGAGUUGGCAGUAGCUCUUUUAACAAGCACAGAACUUUUGGUCAUGCUGGUGUGUUGGGGUGGGGAAAUGUAUGUACAAAUCUGGAUGUUGAGUCCCUCCCCCCAAAAGCCUUUGUGUGGAGGAGUAAUGUUUCAGAAAACAGGUGCCAAAGACGGGAGCUGUGCUGUGUUGUAGGAGAGAGACUACACUGUGCUGAUAAACAACUGUAAUAACACACAUGCACAAAUACACGUAUAUAUUUUUUAAGUCAAGCUGUAGUGGUGGUUACAGCUAUGGAUGCACAAGUAGAGAAAGAUGCUUCUUAGAGAGCAAUAAAACGUUAUUUACCGAUGGCCAUGCCAUUAGUAGUAUCAGUAAUGAAAUUACCUGAUAUCACUUGGCAUCUUUGCAAAUGAAAUCAAAUUAGAACUGAGUAAACCAAACUGUAACUUUGACAUCUGUAAUUAUUGUCAUAGUAUUUUUAUCGUAGUUUAUAUAUACCUAAUUUAGUCAGCUGCCAAUAAGUGAAAACAAAUGUGUGCAGGAGUGUUAUAUGGUGUAAUUUAACAAUGGGGAAACUUCCAAUUUUUAGUAUUUAAUUUGCAAUCAAACGUGGGAAUCAUGAAAAUUCUGAAGAUUCUUUAAAACAGCGGUUUUUAAGAUUUUUUUUAAUUAUUAUUUCAGGGAUCAGCUCUCUCUAUAACUGUUUUACAGAAAAAUGAUUUGUGUGAGUGGGGGGUGAGUGAAAGAUGGUCUUUUAGAAAGAAUUA
Scleropages formosus (Asian bonytongue) is the source of this 4682-nucleotide messenger RNA. RefSeq names its product Rho guanine nucleotide exchange factor (GEF) 1 (gene arhgef1). The record is from RefSeq and is a predicted model, not a curated record. The coding region runs from base 591 to 3785 and encodes 1064 amino acids. NCBI's taxonomy places the organism in Eukaryota, Metazoa, Chordata, Actinopteri, Osteoglossiformes, Osteoglossidae. Gene Ontology annotation, biological process: G protein-coupled receptor signaling pathway; intracellular signal transduction. Gene Ontology annotation, molecular function: guanyl-nucleotide exchange factor activity; G protein-coupled receptor binding. The transcript is spliced from 32 exons. Gene Ontology annotation, cellular component: cytoplasm.